GGUGAUCUGCUCGUCACCAAAUACGGUCACUAUGCGCUGAGUGUGCGCGAGCCGCCGCUGCCUGCUCAGGCGCGUGUCAGUGAAGUGCGCGCUUUGCUCCCCUCAGAAAGCCAUGCCGUCAGAUCUUGCUAAGAAAAAGGCUGCAAAGAAGAAAGAGGCUGCCAAAGCUCGGCAGCGUGUGAAAAAGCAUGAGGACGUGAACGGAGAAGGAGAGCUUCAGGAUGCCCAAGCGAAUGGUGCCGUAACUAAUGGGGAGACAAAUGGAGACGUUGCUGCUCUGACUAAGGAGCUGGAUGAGUUUGAGAUACGUAAGAUGGAGGCACGGGCAGUGACGGGCGUCUUGGCCUCCCACCCCAACAGCACUGAUGUUCAUAUCAGUAGUCUGUCACUCACUUUUCAUGGCCAAGAGUUACUGAGUGACACAAGCCUGGAGCUCAACUCCGGCCGGCGCUACGGUCUCAUUGGACUCAAUGGCACAGGCAAGUCCAUGCUCCUGUCUGCCAUUGGGCAUCGAGAAGUUCCCAUCCCAGAACACAUAGACAUCUACCACCUGACACGAGAGAUGGCCCCUAGUGAGAAGACAGCGCUGCAGUGUGUUAUGGAGGUUGAUGAAGAAAGGAUAAAACUAGAGAAGGAGGCUGAACGACUGGCUCAUGAGGACUCAGAGUGUGAGAAGCUGAUGGAGAUUUAUGAGCGUUUGGAAGAGUUGGACGCAGACAAAGCUGAAGUUCGUGCCUCACGAAUCCUCUUUGGACUGGGUUUCAGUCCUACUAUGCAGCGAAAAAAACUGAAAGAUUUCAGUGGAGGCUGGAGGAUGCGUGUGUCCCUUGCCAGAGCCCUAUUCAUAAAACCCUUCAUGCUGUUGUUAGAUGAACCCACUAACCACCUGGAUUUGGAUGCCUGUGUGUGGCUGGAAGAAGAACUUAAGUCUUUUAAGCGAAUCCUUGUACUCAUCUCCCAUUCUCAAGACUUUCUCAAUGGUGUCUGUACGAACAUCAUUCAUCUCCACCAGAGGAAGCUCAAGUACUACACUGGUAACUACGACCAGUAUGUGAAGACCAGAGAGGAGCUGGAGGAAAACCAGAUGAAGCGGUACAACUGGGAGCAGGACCAGAUAGCUCAUAUGAAGAACUAUAUCGCCCGUUUUGGUCACGGCUCUGCAAAGCUAGCUCGCCAGGCUCAGAGCAAAGAAAAAACACUGCAGAAAAUGGUGGCCUCUGGCCUAACAGCUCGUGUGGUGAACGACAAGACCUUGUCAUUUUAUUUUCCUCCUUGUGGGAAGAUCCCCCCUCCUGUCAUCAUGGUGCAGAAUGUCAGCUUCAGAUACUCCAGUGACACACAAUUAAUUUAUAAGAAUUUGGAGUUUGGUAUUGACCUGGACACACGAGUUGCACUGGUGGGUCCCAAUGGGGCAGGGAAGUCCACACUUCUCAAGCUGCUGAUGGGAGAGCUUCUCCCCACAGACGGAAUGAUAAGAAAGCACUCACAUGUCAAGAUUGGCAGAUAUCACCAGCAUCUGACUGAGCAGCUAGAGCUUGACCUGUCUCCUCUGGAGUACAUGAUGAAGUGCUUCCCAGAAAUCAAAGAGAAAGAGGAGAUGAGGAAGAUCAUUGGACGUUACGGCCUGACAGGGAAGCAGCAGGUCAGUCCCAUCAGGAACUUGUCAGAUGGCCAGAAGUGUCGGGUGUGUUUCGCGUGGCUUGCAUGGCAGAAUCCCCACAUGCUGUUUCUGGAUGAGCCUACUAAUCACUUGGACAUUGAGACAAUUGAUGCUCUGGCUGAAGCCAUCAAUGAGUUUGAGGGAGGAAUGAUGCUAGUUAGCCAUGACUUCAGACUUAUUCAGCAGGUGGCUCAGGAAAUUUGGGUGUGUGAGAAGCAGACCAUCACCAAAUGGAAAGGGGACAUUUUGGCUUAUAAGGAGCACUUGAAAUCAAAAAUUGACAAACAGACUCAUGAUAUAUAAAAACCCUUGAGCUGGACAGACAAACUUUUCCAUCAUGGAUUAAUUGCCCUCCUCUGUUUCCCAGAUGUGCAUGACCGAAGGAGUUUUAAAUUGGACAGUGAACCCCAGUUUUUCAGCUGUUGAUGUGGAUUGCAUUCCAUUGUACUUUCAUCUAGGAUUGUUGAUGACUUCCCUGGUCUUAUAUCUGUUAAUGCACCUCUCAGAUUUCCCAGCAUCAGUACGUCUGUUUUAUUUAAUACUGUAAAGGCAAUAAUGGUUUAUUGAAAUAAAUAGAUUCAAUUAUGUAGGUGCAGAACAGUAGAGAACAUCAAGAUAUGCAUAAAACAAUUUUGUCCAUACCAAAAUAAUGAAUGUAGAUACAUAAAAUAUCAUUUUAAACUGAACAGUUUGAAUUGAUCUGUCAAUACUGCAUUCAUGUGAAUACAUGUCUUUUUGGAACAACAACGGGUGCUGCUGGAGGACUUACAGUUGUUACCCCCUAAUUUACCUCUUACUGCAACAUGAGCUCAUAUAAGGAAAAAUGUGUUGUACAGCCCAUUCAGUUAGUUUGUGGAAAAUAAUCACAUUAGCGAUAUAACAGCAAGCAAUGAUGCAUUAAUAUGGUUUCUAUAUCUUAAACAUUUUAAAAAGUUUAUCAGAGUAGCCUAUGUGCAAAAAUUCAAACAUGCAAACAUGCAAACAUGUUCAUGUUUCGCAAUGAGGUACAUUUAUCAGUUCUAGAGAAUAGCUACAUCCCUUUUCUCAUAAAAUACCAAGUCAUGCAGGUUUGUGUGCUUGAGAAAUGUUCUAACCCACAUUGUGUGUAAAUGUGUAUUUCUAACCAAGGACACAUUUUGUAAAAAUUUCUGAUUUUUCUUUAUUGUACAUUGCCCUUGUUACAUGUUACAUGCAACAACCAAAUUCUAAUCCCAACUCUAACUUGUUGUUAAUUAAUAAUACUCAGUGCAAUUUACACUGUAACAAGGACGCUGUAAAAUAAAGUGUUACAGUUUUUCUUAACUAAAUCUGAUAUAACCCUCCUUCUAUGAACAUCCUCCCCGUUUAGGCAGGUAAAUGUGCAGAUGUGCAACUGUCUCCAAUCUUGUGGUUGUACAUCUGCAACUUUUGUCUCUUUAUAUUUCUGCAGCACUCAGUCUGUUUCCCUCUGUGUUCAUAUAAUGUGUAAAAGGAAUGUGGGGUGUUUGAUUAAUAUGGUCAAAUCCACACACACUUCAAUGGCUGGCUUUGCCAAAGCAUUUAGACUAAAAAUAUGAUCUUAUAAAACAAAUGUAUGCAACAUAUUUGUCCAUGGCCGCAUACUUUUUUUCAGUGUAUCAGAUUAAACUAUAUUAGAUUAAAAUCUCUAAUGGCAACAAGAUAAAUAUUGCUUGGUAUUCAUCUUUUAACAACGAAGGCAACCAAAAAUUUGGCAGGAGUCAAAAUCCUCAUCUUUGUACAAGGAGCUAUGUGUUGUAUGAUUGACUUGUGGGUAAGAUCACCAUCUACACAAUAUUAUACAACAAUUAUUUAAUUCUUUUUUAAUUUUUUUUUUGGUAGGAGAUCUCAUCUUUGAUAGGACAGUAGAGAUGAGACAGGAAGUGAGUGGGAGAGAGAGGGUGGAAUCAGGAAAUUAAAUGUAUUUAAUCCUACAGGGGACAUCAAAGUUCUCAUUAUCUAUAUUGUAAUAACCUCAACCAAUUUUCAUAGUCUACGUUUGUGCCUUUAAGCAUACUGUUUUCCAUUCUUCCUGUCUUUAUUUAAAUCUCGUAUCCACGCUAGUCUCUGAUUUUCAGAAUUUUCUUUAUGAUUAUCUACUAGUAUAUUACGUCCUGUAUGUAAACAGUCUUGAGUGGAGAAUGUUUCCAAAGUGGACACUGGGGCUGUUUGACUAAGUUAUUUAGGAGGGGGAAAAAAGAAACUUCCUAGUUGUAGAUAUAAAAGGCCAAAAAUAAAUCUUAAAAAUAAAUAAAUAAAUGUUUCCAAAGUAUGUCAAACUUUGUUACAAGCUUAACGUAAAAUGUUGUUAAAAUAUUAUCUUCACAGAUCCAUCAAUCUAAUAAUGCCCUAUUUAAACAAUUUGAACCAAAUAUCCUUCUUUUUGAUUUCUGUUUUAAUUAGCCAUGCGGGAAUAACAACUGAUCAGGAUCUGGUGAUGAAGCCCCAAAACAAUACUGAAUGAAGAUAAUGCGCCUGUCCUAUCAUAAACAUUCUUCAAAAUGAACAUGCACAUUUUGUCCUGACUGCAAAUGCACAUGACUUUCUUACAAGGGUUCAGUAUAAAUAUUGCUGUGUAGCUUCCUCCUCACUCUUAGCAGACAGAGAUAGCUCUAGAGCUAAGGCUAUAGUUCUCCUGCUGCAAUGAAGCCAAUUCUUUUUACUGGAGGCAGCAUUUUGCUGAUUUUCAUCUUUAUACAAGGAGCCUUGGCAGAUGACCCAUGGAUUCCUGGGCACGCAAUAUUGGGAAUGGCUGGCAGUCAUAUACCUGAAGAGUCACCAGCGGCCAUAUCAGGAUCCGGUGAUGACAUACCUACGGAGCCUCACAACCUGAAAAUUGGAAGAAGAACGCA
Labeo rohita (rohu) is the source of this 4509-nucleotide messenger RNA. RefSeq names its product ATP-binding cassette, sub-family F (GCN20), member 2b (gene abcf2b). The transcript is spliced from 18 exons. Gene Ontology annotation, molecular function: ATP hydrolysis activity; ATP binding. NCBI's taxonomy places the organism in Eukaryota, Metazoa, Chordata, Actinopteri, Cypriniformes, Cyprinidae. Bases 113 to 1963 code for a protein of 616 amino acids. The record is from RefSeq and is a predicted model, not a curated record.